Exophiala dermatitidis NIH/UT8656 is the source of this 1497-nucleotide messenger RNA. RefSeq lists its product as uncharacterized. The transcript is spliced from 5 exons. Bases 1 to 1497 code for a protein of 498 amino acids. The record is from RefSeq and is a predicted model, not a curated record. Lineage: Eukaryota; Fungi; Ascomycota; Eurotiomycetes; Chaetothyriales; Herpotrichiellaceae.
AUGGCAGCACGUCUCGACGAUCCUGAGAGGAUCAGUGCCUUCCUCCGCGCUAUGCACGGCACUACCGCAGCUGUCGCAGCAGACAGUCAAGGACCCCAACCCCGAGUCGUUGCUGCAGAUCAUGAUGUCCCUAUAGCAGCGACCAAUCUCGAUUACAAAAUGGCUUCCCUCACAAUGGCAGCAGACGGUACUGCUGGCAAUAACGCACUCUUGCCAACAUCUCCCGUCAAAGAAAUCCUCACCACGAAGAAUGCCAACAUCCCGCCGCAGAUUACCCAUCUCCAUGUACCCCUCCUGACUCCCACUCAGCAGAAGUUAUUGAGGAAGAGAGAAGACAUAGUCGAGACCCGGAAGGAUGACGAAGUACCUUCUAUGGAAAACCGGGCAAUGAACUACAUGGAAAGAGUUAUCGCACAACACCGUCUCGCAUGGGACUCUAAGGUGGCGCUUGAGCCCGCCGAGAAAUCUGAGUCAGCAGUGACAGACGUACCUGAAGACACCGUCCACUGUUCGAAGCCCGAAACUCCCGCAUUUGCAAAAGAAACUCCGCACUGCAACACUCCCUUGGGCCACAUUGACUCCUCUCCUCCAGUUUCUCCUAUCGAGUUCACUAGCAGUCCGGUUCCCCAAGAGGAGGCCCAGGAGGCAGCCAGUGCCAGCGAGCGUGCAAGCUCGCUUGCUGAGGACCUCCACAGCGGCGGCAGCUUGUCCCCGACUUAUGCUGAGAACAGCAGCACCGAUGCAGCAAAACUUCAAGCACCAGGAGCAGUUGGGGUCAGAGCCUACGAUCAGGCAGCGGGCAAUGACCAUGAACCCAAGAUUGGACAAGAUGAGACUGGUAAGCAAACCAAGCAAGGCGGCGAGGAUCGGGAGCAUUCAACUUUCUUCAAAUCUUGGGGCAGCCCAGCUGCGCGUAACAAGCCGGAAAAUCGCAAGCGUACCAUCGUCCUUGGUGGCCUUCCAGGUACUGCAGGCUUCACCUUCGUCCAAUCUCUCAUACACGGCGGUUCUAUCGAGACAAUGAAGCUGUCCUCCAGCAACUCGGCCGGCACAGCUACGGCAUUCAUAACGUUCACCUCAGGAGACGCCUGCGACAGAUACUUCGCCAAGUAUCCCAACGGGAUUGGAGUCCGUCAUGAAGGCAAGAAACACAUUAUCUUCGUCGACAAGAGUGAUCGAGUUGAUAUCAUGAGCUCCAUCGUGCAGGGUUACCUCGACUGUGGGGCUUCUCGUGUCGUUAAGGCCACAGGAGCAGACGAAGACUGGGGAAUCAUGGCCUUGAAUAGGCUUGCAGAAGGCAAGAACAAGACUCGUGCAGUUGAGGCUGUCACCGAUAGUCUUCAGGACGGAAAGCGCACCAUCCUGUUCCGUUUCACCAACAUUUCGGAUGCUGUCAAGUUCAAGAGUGAACUCAUGAGAGACUACGACUGGGAGGGCUGCCUCAUCGAAUUCGCAGAAGAUCCAUGCGCUAAGGCGACAGAUAUUCACCACGGUUGA